AACAUCCUGCUUCACUCACUAUCACUAAAACAAAGAACAGAAAUGGGAACUUCAGUACUAAAAGCUCUCAGAUAUCUUCUACUUUUCAACAUCUCAUUGACCUUCAUCUACACCAAUGAAGUCUCAUCCGCUUCUCCAGUGACUCUACCGGCGGCAAAGAUGAGCCGUAGACUUGUGGCCGUUCAAGGCAUGGUUUAUUGCAAGUCUUGCAAGUACUCCGGCAUUGAUACGCUCCUAGAAGCAUCUCCUCUUCAAGGAGCUACUGUAAAGCUUGCAUGCAACAACACAAAGAGAGGUGUAACGAUGGAGACAAAGACGGACAAAAACGGAUACUUCUUCAUGUUAGCUCCGAAUAAACUCACCUCCUACGCUUUCCACACGUGCCGGGCUUGGCCCACGAAUCCUGGUUCCGCAGCUGCUACAUGCACCGUUCCUUCACAGCUCAACAGUGGAACCACCGGUGCUAGGCUUAAGCCUUCUAAAUCAAUCAACAUAGCUGAACGCGACUACGUUUUAUUCUCUGUUGGUCCCUUCGCGUUCGAACCGGCCUGUACUCGUUGAAGUCUCGACUUUCUUCUUUAUGUAUGUGUGUGCUUGCUUGUUAUGACUAUCUCUCACUAGUGCUUUAAAUGUUUCUAUCGUCGUGUUUGCUUUUUUUUUUUAGUAUGUUCACGUUUUGAAGCUUGUCUUGGUAGACAUUUUGAGAUUGUUAGUGUGUUUGAUUUCGUAUCCUUAUCGUUUAUCUCUUCUUCACAACUGACAAACCAUUUUUUUGUAAGGCAACCUUAUAAUGUGUACCACGGUGAAUCGGUGGUACAAUGCUAUCGUAACCAUGUCUUUAGGUCAUCUAAAGAGUUAUAGGCAGGCUGAUACUAUUAAGUAUUGACAUCAUCUCAUGAGCUCUUUUUGGAGAUGACGAUGUAUGUAUGGACAUAGUGGUUUUUGAAAAUUCUAUUCUUCUAUUUGACUGUAGUUCUUUAAUUAGAGAUUAUCGUCCUAUCAUCAUCAGUAAGAGCAUACCAUUACACAUUAAUGCAAACAAAAGUGUAAACAACAGUGUUGUUUUUGCUGAGUUCAAAGGUUGGGCUAAUGAUAAGAGAUCCCUUUUUUAUUAUUUGAGAAACACUUUUAUUAACUAACCUUAUUUUUAUGUGUGAUUAACCAAAAUGCCAUUACUUAGGUAUCAUCAUAUGAGGUCUUCUCACAACCUUUAAUUAAAAACCCUCUUCUCACUAGAUUAAUUACAUGUAUUGCCAUUGAUAUAAACCAACCUUAACCCCAUAUUUUCUCUUCGUGGUUUUGUCUCGACAAUAAAUUACUUGACCAUAACUUACUUUUUAUAAAGCUUUAACAUUAAAAGAAGUUAUAUUAAGCUCGAGAGUAUAUGUUUGUAUAUUAAUCCACCUGACCUUGGGUUAUUUGUUAUGUAGCAAAAUUAUACGCAUAAUGCAUCGGUUAACUAUACAAUUAUUUUUGAAUAUAUGAUAUGAAAGCAAAUAAAGAAUUUUAUUAAUGUGAAACUU
Messenger RNA from Brassica napus (rape), 1523 nucleotides. RefSeq names its product non-classical arabinogalactan protein 31-like. The record is from RefSeq and is a predicted model, not a curated record. NCBI's taxonomy places the organism in Eukaryota, Viridiplantae, Streptophyta, Magnoliopsida, Brassicales, Brassicaceae. Bases 43 to 561 code for a protein of 172 amino acids. The transcript has 3 exons.